UCGUUUUCUGUACUGCUCGGAUACUAGAUUUGGCCAGUGAACACGUGUUGGAACUUGGAGUGGAUGGAUAGUCAAUUCUAAUUAAGUCACCUUUUUUAAAAGUAUUAUUCAAGAUUUGAAGGAAGAAUUUAAAUGUGUAUAUAUAUCGACAAUUUAAAAUCAAUCAAGUCCAAAUAUUUACCAUUUGACCGCCUUACACUAUUUCGUUUUGUGCCACAAUGAAGUACAUCCUGGUCACUGGUGGUGUCAUCUCAGGCAUCGGGAAAGGCAUCAUAGCCUCCAGUGUGGGAACCAUCCUCAAGUCAUGUGGUCUGCGUGUCACCGCCAUCAAGAUUGACCCCUACAUCAACAUAGAUGCAGGGACCUUCUCUCCGUACGAGCAUGGUGAGGUGUUUGUGCUGGACGAUGGGGGUGAGGUGGAUCUGGACCUGGGGAACUACGAGAGGUUCCUGGACAUCAGACUGACCAAAGACAACAACCUGACCACCGGCAAAAUCUACCAGUCUGUCAUCAACAAGGAGAGGAACGGAGACUACCUGGGAAAGACCGUACAGGUGGUGCCCCACAUCACUGAUGCGAUCCAGGAGUGGGUGAUGCGUCAGGCCAGAGUACCUGUUGAUGAUGAUGGUGUGGAGCCUCAGAUCUGUGUCAUCGAGCUAGGGGGCACUGUGGGAGACAUCGAGAGCAUGCCUUUCAUCGAAGCCUUCAGGCAGUUCCAGUUCAAGGUGAAGAGGGAGAACUUCUGUAACAUCCACGUCAGCCUGGUCCCACAGCCCAGUGCCACAGGAGAGCAGAAGACCAAACCCACUCAGAACAGUGUCAGAGAGCUCAGAGGACUCGGCCUGUCUCCUGAUCUGAUCAUGUGUCGCUGCUCCACUUCCCUGGAGAACUCUGUUAAAGAGAAGAUCUCCAUGUUCUGUCAUGUAGAACCUGAACAGGUGAUCUGCGUGGCAGAUGUGUCGUCCAUCUACAGAGUGCCUCUGCUACUGGAGAACCAGGGGGUGGUGGGCUACUUCUGUCAGAGAUUAGACCUUCCUAUAGAGACACGCCCCAGGAAGAUGCUCACUAAGUGGAAGGAGAUGUCUGACAGGUCAGACAGGCUCCUAGAGCAGUGUUCUAUAGCCCUGGUGGGGAAAUACACCAAGUUCACAGACUCCUACGCGUCAGUCAUCAAAGCGCUAGAACACUCGGCCUUAGCCAUCUGCCACAAACUGGAUAUCAAGUAUAUUGACUCAGCAGACCUGGAGCCAAACACACUGAAGGAGGAGCCUGUGAAGUAUCAUGAGGCGUGGCAAAAACUCUGCAGUGCUGAUGGCAUCCUGGUACCUGGAGGGUUUGGAGUCAGAGGGACAGAGGGGAAGAUCCACGCCAUCAACUGGGCACGCAAACAGAAGAAACCCUUCCUAGGUGUGUGUCUAGGGAUGCAGCUGGCUGUGUGUGAAUUUGCCAGGAAUGUGCUAGAAUGGGAAGAUGCCAACUCUACAGAGUUUCAUCCUGAAUCAAAGCAUCCUGUUGUGAUUGACAUGCCAGAACACAAUCCUGGGCAGAUGGGUGGGACCAUGAGGCUGGGAAAGAGACGGACCAUUUUCAAGACCACCAACAGUAUACUAAGAAGACUUUACGGGGAUGCAGAGUACGUGGAUGAGAGACACCGACAUCGCUUUGAGGUGAACCCAGAACUGAAGGAUCACUUUGAGGGGAAAGGCUUUCACUUCGUGGGUCAAGACGUAGAAGGCGAGCGAAUGGAAGUCAUUGAGUUAGACGAUCAUCCGUAUUUUGUAGGAGUGCAGUAUCAUCCCGAGUUCACCUCUCGCCCCAUCAAACCAUCGCCUCCCUACUUUGGCCUCCUGCUGGCAUCAGCCGGGAAACUACAGAGCUACCUACAGAAGGGCUGCUGUCUGUCUCCACGUUUGAAUACCAUCUCUGUAGGGACACAUACAGUGAUCAGAGCGGCAGCAGCACCCCAGACUCAGACAUAGUUGAGUCCUCCAUCUCACAGGAAUGUGUGACUGAGGGCAAGGAACAAUGAAGUGUUGAAAAAGGAAAUCCCUUUCUAAACGGAGGAUUAAGACAUUUUUCCUGACAACAGGCCGUCAAAUGGAACUGACAUUUUGGGUCAAACAUGCCUCAAAUGCAGUACUGAAGAUGUGACUUUCUUUACCCAGGAUAACUCCCUCGAUGAAACCAAUGGGUGGGGAGCAUCUCAUUACACUUAAGGAGCCCCCCCCCCCAAUAUUUGACAAGAAAUUGUCUGUACAUUGCAGGGUUAAUUCAUCUUUAUUGCAGUGAAUGGGCUUUACAAGUGGAGAGGAAAGUUUCUUUCCAUCACUCAACCUGGCUCAUGGGAUGUGAUGAGCUUAUAGCACAAAUAAGUCUUAGCUUCACUCAUUGGAAGGAAGUGGGCCUUAUCCAUUUUUCGAGCAGCAGCUCGUCAGUGGAAUUCCCACGUCAAUGUGAUUGUAUGACAGACCUGAGAAUAAAGUAAUGUUUUAGUG
Molecule: messenger RNA, 2495 nt
Organism: Oncorhynchus masou masou (cherry salmon)
Lineage: Eukaryota; Metazoa; Chordata; Actinopteri; Salmoniformes; Salmonidae
Product: CTP synthase 1-like
Exons: 17
Coding region: 219-1979 (586 amino acids)
Biological process (GO): CTP biosynthetic process; pyrimidine nucleobase biosynthetic process
Cellular component (GO): cytoplasm; cytoophidium
Molecular function (GO): CTP synthase activity; identical protein binding
Source: RefSeq, a predicted model, not a curated record